Molecule: messenger RNA, 1001 nt
Organism: Papaver somniferum (opium poppy)
Lineage: Eukaryota; Viridiplantae; Streptophyta; Magnoliopsida; Ranunculales; Papaveraceae
Product: wall-associated receptor kinase 2-like
Exons: 1
Coding region: 19-951 (310 amino acids)
Molecular function (GO): polysaccharide binding
Source: RefSeq, a predicted model, not a curated record
AGUAUUACAGAUUGCACUAUGUCUCUGCAACUCUUGUAUUUAUUGCAGCUGCUCUUACUAACCUUAGCAUCACCAUCAUCAUCAUCAUCAUCAUCAUCAGUUGCUCCAUUCUUCAAGGCAAAAGCAGGCUGUGAUGCAAAAUGUGGAAACAUUUCAAUUCCGUACCCUUUCGGGAUAAUAAAGCCGAAUGGGGAUGAGUGCUCUAUUGAUGGAGUUGGGUCUGGUUACAGGAUUACCUGCAACACUUCAUUUCAGCCUCCCAAACUUUUUAUAGACAGAGGUAAUGUGGAAAUCAGAGAGAUAUCAGAAACUGAAAUUCGCAUUAAAAACACGCUAGCUACUUUAUGUUACAACAAACUAGGUAAUAUAACGCUCGAUCUGGGUCUGGCCAGCAUUGAUGUCAGUCCGACUCCUUUUACAUUAUCUAAUACCAAAAACAUGUUCUAUGGAAUUGGGUGCAAGACUUAUGCAUCUUUAGAUGGACCUGACUUACAGAACUAUUCAAGCGUGUGUUCUUCAUCUUGUCAGAGUAGGGAAAGUGUGGUAUCUGGGUCUUGCUUUGGCAACGGGUGUUGCCAGAGUACAAUCCCGAAGGGGCUAAAGAGGUUUCGAGUUUCACUCUUGGCAAGACAGCCAGAGAACAUUUCAGAUAUCUCAUCUUUUAAUCCUUGUAGUUAUGCUUUUAUUGGUGAACAAGAUCUGUACACAUUCAAUGCAUCCGAUAUUUUGGAUGGGAAUGUGUUCUCAAGCAGAGGAAAAGAUGUACCAAUAGUGCUAGAUUGGGCCAUAGGAAAUAAGAAUUGUGAAGAAGCACAAAAAAACUUGACCAAUUUUGCAUGCCAAGCGAAUACUUACUGCACAAAUUCCAACAACAAUCUUGGAUAUCGCUGCACUUGCAAUGAUGGAUACCUGGGGAACCCUUAUCUCAGUCCUGGAUGCCAAGGUAUGUGACUUUAAGAAAUAUCUGCAUCACUGGUAUACAAAAUAAUUGGAAAAGCUGA